AUGGCGGACGGAAAGCCGACGGAGGUUGACCACACCUCGCUACACCACGACCACCGGUCCAACGAUGUCAACGAUACGGCUCCGAAAGCCUCCAUUGAGGCCCAGGCACAGCGGAGAGGACUGCAGCCACCGCCCAUUGUGGCGGCGAUGAGCCAUGAGUAUCGCGCCGAGCUAGAGAAGAAGCUGAGACGGCGGAUCGACUUGCGCCUGCUUCCGAUGACGGUCAUCUGCUACAUCUUGAACUACAUCGACAGGAACAACAUUGCGGCGGCUCGUUUGGCGGGAUUGGAACGAGACCUCAAGCUGGACCCCGACUCGAACCAAUUUCAGACGGCGGUCAGUAUCUUGUUCGUGGGAUACCUGCUCAUGCAAGUGCCUUCGAACCUCUUCCUGAACAAGAUCGGUAAACCGGCCAUUUACCUUCCCACUUGUAUGGUUGUCUGGGGAAUCAUCUCUGCCGCAACGGCAGCAUGCCACAACUAUGCCGGCCUUCUUGCCGUUCGCUUCCUCUUGGGUUUCGUGGAAGCCGCUUACUUUCCGGGAUGCUUAUACUACCUCAGCUGUUGGUACACGCGUGAAGAGCUGGGUCUGAGAACGACAAUCUUGUACACCGGCUCCCUCAUCUCUGGUGCUUUCUCAGGUCUCAUCUCGGCUGGUAUUACGGGAAAUAUGGAUGGUGCCCGAGGUCUCGGCGCAUGGCAAUGGCUGUUCUUGAUCGAGGGCGUCGUGACUGUUGCCAUUGCAAUCGCCGCAUACUGGGUCCUGCCAAACUUCCCCCGCACAACAUCGUGGUUGAGUGAGGAGGAACAGGCCUUGGCUAUCUGGAGACUCGAGGAGGAUAUUGGCGAGGAUGACUGGACGGGAAGUCAGCAGCAGACCUUCUGGCAUGGAUUCAAGACUGCGCUGGAAGAUGUCAAGACCUGGAUUCUGCUCGUCCUCAUCUUCAGCAUCGUCGCCUCGGCCUCCAUCACCAAUUUCUUCCCCACCGUCGUCGCAACCCUGGGCUACAACAAUGUCAUCUCCCUGCUCCUCACCUGCCCCCCGUACGUCCUCUGCAUCAUCACGACGUCCCUGAACGCGUGGCACGCCGACCGCACCGGCGAGCGCUACUUCCACAUCAUCCUCCCGCUGUGCGUCGCCAUGGUGGCCUUCAUCAUCGGUGCGGCCACCCACGCCACCGCGCCCCGCUACGUCGCCAUGAUGCUCCUCGUGCCGGGCGUCUAUUCGGGCUACACGACGGCGCUGGCCUGGAUCAGCAACACCCUGCCGCGGCCGCCCGCGAAGCGCGCCUCGGCGCUCGCAUUCAUCAACGCCGUGUCCAACUGCUCCAGCAUCUACGCGAGUUACCUGUACCCCAAGAGCGCCAGCCCGCAGUACAUGGCGGCGUUCAUCCACAACUGCGUCGCAUGCUUCAUCGCCAUCUGCGCGGCGACGGUGCUGAGGGUGGUUCUCAUGCGGCUGAACAAGAAGCUCGAGAGGGGUGAGCACGUCGAGGGGGCCAUCAACGCUGCGCCUGGGGAGGCUGCCACGCAUGGGUUCCGGUUCAAGGUUUGA
Molecule: messenger RNA, 1554 nt
Organism: Colletotrichum chrysophilum
Lineage: Eukaryota; Fungi; Ascomycota; Sordariomycetes; Glomerellales; Glomerellaceae
Exons: 5
Coding region: 1-1554 (517 amino acids)
Biological process (GO): transmembrane transport
Cellular component (GO): membrane
Molecular function (GO): transmembrane transporter activity
Source: RefSeq, a predicted model, not a curated record